Messenger RNA from Paralichthys olivaceus (Japanese flounder), 2683 nucleotides. RefSeq names its product acyl-CoA dehydrogenase family, member 8 (gene acad8). Gene Ontology annotation, molecular function: flavin adenine dinucleotide binding; acyl-CoA dehydrogenase activity. Gene Ontology annotation, biological process: lipid metabolic process. Gene Ontology annotation, cellular component: mitochondrion. The record is from RefSeq and is a predicted model, not a curated record. Lineage: Eukaryota; Metazoa; Chordata; Actinopteri; Pleuronectiformes; Paralichthyidae.
CUCAAUAUCAGCCCCAACACAGUCAAUCACCACUUCUGGCCGCAGGGGGCGCUGUAUUUCAUAGAAGCUGCUUUGCGCCUCCCUGAUGAUAACACUACAUUUCCCAGCAGCGGUGGCGGCUCGGUGACAUAACGCUGUGAGAGGAAACAUGGCGGCUGUAGGACCUUUAUCCAGGUUGUUCAGACUGAGCUCCAGCAUCUGCAGGAGGAACCAGAGGUUAUUACCCAGCAGGAGCUCACUCAGCCGGGGGAUCGCUACAUGUGUUGACCCUGCUCACGGACUCACAGAGGAACAGAGGGAGUUCCAGAAAGUGGCCUUUGACUUUGCAGCCAAUGAAAUGGCUCCGCACAUGGCAGAGUGGGACCAGAAGGAAAUCUUCCCAGUAGAGACGAUGAGAAAAGCAGCACAGCUGGGGUUUGGGGGGAUCUACGUUCAGCCAGAUGUUGGAGGAUCAGGUCUUUCUCGCCUGGACACGUCAGUCAUCUUCGAGGCUUUAUCCACAGGAUGCGUCAGCACCACAGCGUACAUCAGCAUCCACAACAUGUGCGCCUGGAUGAUUGACACUUUUGGCAACAACGAGCAGAGGGAGAAGUUCUGUCCUGAUCUCUGCUCAAUGGAAAAGUUUGCUUCCUAUUGUCUCACUGAACCAGGCAGCGGCAGUGAUGCUGCUUCACUUCUGACCUCUGCUCAGCGGAAAGGUGACCACUACAUCUUGAACGGCUCCAAGGCUUUCAUCAGCGGAGGAGGAGACACAGACGUUUAUGUUGUGAUAUGCAGAACCGGAGGUAAAGGACCUAAAGGCAUCUCAUGUGUGGUGGUAGAGAAGGGAACUCCAGGCCUCAACUUUGGCAAAAAAGAAAAAAAGGUGGGCUGGAACUCUCAGCCGACCAGAGCGGUGAUAUUUGAGGACUGUGCCGUUCCAGUGAGCAACCGGCUCGGGGCGGAGGGACAAGGCUUCAACAUCGCCAUGAAAGGCCUGAACGGAGGCAGGAUUAAUAUCGCCUCCUGUUCUCUGGGGGCGGCUCAUGCCUGUGUGCAGCUCGCCAGGGAUCACCUGUUGGUACGCAAACAGUUCGGAGAAACACUUUCCAACAACCAGUUUCUUCAGUUCAAACUGGCAGAAAUGGCGACCAAGUUGGUUGCGUCUCGCCUCCUGGUGCGCGAAGCUGCCACGGCGCUGCAGGAGAGCCGAUCCGAUGCCGUUUCUCUCUGCUCCAUGGCCAAGCUCUUUGCUACAGACGAGUGCUUUAAUAUCUGUAACCAGGCGCUUCAGAUGUUUGGCGGGUACGGUUACCUCAAAGACUACGCAGUGCAGCAGUUUGUCCGUGACAUCAGGGUACAUCAGAUCCUGGAGGGAACAAACGAGGUGAUGAGGAUGAUUAUUUCCCGGAACCUUCUGACAGAGUCGUGAUAAAUCUCACUCUCUGGAUCGAGAAGUGACUUCACUAGUGACCACAUCAUUAUGGUCUCCAUCGCUGGUCUGUUACUGUGUGACUUAUUUUCUGAAUUGCUUCCAGCAUCAUAGGUUUUUCUCAAGGGUGAGAAACGUUUUCUAGAAUAUUAGGUUUUUUUGUUUGUUUCAUUUUUAGCUACAGUGAAAAUCAUGAGCCGGUCUCCUCAUUCUAGUCCAGAGUGAAAUAUUUCAGUAAACAUUGUACAGAUAGACUCAUGGUUCAUAGAAUCCAAAUAACUUCUCAUUCAGUGCCAUCUGCAGGGCAAAGUUUCCUCGUGCCCCUCACUUACAGUAAGUGAUGAUUGGAUUUCCAGCUAUUCUGCGAAUAAAUGCUAACGCAACAAUGUUAAACAUUUAGAAUGCUAACAUUAGCAUACAGCUCAAGGCACAGCUGAAUGUAAGUACACCUAGAUCAAGAGAAAGUACAGAGCUGACGAACACAGACAAUGUCGGGCUGAGUAAUGUUCACAACCACUCCACAUGGAAACAAAACAAUAAGUCUGGCACCACCUGCAGAAAAAAAAAAUCAUAGUUUUCUUUAGAUUUUUCAUCCUAAACAUCUAUUUCCUGUCGUUUAGUUUAGUUAAAAAGCUGCUAAAACUGUUGAAAAUAACUUAACACCAACCUAAGUGCUCAUACAUAUAUAUUCUACCUCUGCCAAGGCCAAACUAUCCUUUGUCCAGUUCUUACAGUAGAAACAUAAAAGGACUAAGGAUGAGAUCUGAUAAUCUAAAAUUUUGAUUUUCUAGAUGUUUUUGUCUAAGAACAGCAACAGUGCACCACCACUGCACCAUGUUAUGUGAUGAAUAAAUCAUUUAGACGUAGUUAAAAACACUAAAACUGCCUCUUAAUCCACAUACGCACCAAAAGUGUAUGUGUUCUUCCUACACUUACCCCCACUUCCAAGUUUAGUGGAAAUCCGUUAAGUAGUUUCACCGUAAUCCUGCUGACAAACAAACCAACCAACAACUGACAUCAGUGUAAAGGUAAACUCCUUGGCUGAGGUAAUUAUAUCACAUAUUUACAGUUUGUCACAUGCAACAUCAGUGUCUGUGUCCCUUAAGUGACUUUUCAGAUCUUCUGUUACUGUAUCGUUUGUGUGUGUUUUACUCCAUUGUGGUUUCUGUAGCUGCAGAAAAGCAUGUGGUGUGUAAAGUUGGUAUUUUAUGGGUCGUAUAUUAAAAUGUCACUUUGCAAAUUACACUCCAAAUAAAAUGUUCUGAAUUUUCA